UUUUGCUAGGGCUGCCAAAACAAAGUACCACAGCCAAGAUGUCUUAAACAACAGGAAUUUAUUUUUCCACAGUUCUGGAGGCUAGAAUUCCGAGAUCAAGAUGUCAGCAGGGUUGGCUUUUUCCGAGGCCUUUUUCUCUCUUUGGUUUAUCAGUGGCUGUCUUCAUGUUCACGUGAUGUUUUCCCUCUGUGUGCAUCUAUAUCUUAAUCUUCUCUUUAUAAGGACCCUAAUCAUAAUUGGAUUAGGGCCUUACCCCAGUAUCCUCACUUUAAAAAUACCCUGUCUGGGGGCGCCUGGGUGGCUCAGUCGGUUAAGCGGCCGGCUUCGCCCAGGUCAUGAUCUUGCGGUCCGUGAGUUCGAGCCCCGCGUCGGGCUCUGUGCUGACAGCUCAGAGCCUGGAGCCUGUUUCAGAUUCUGUGUCUCCCUCUCUCUGACCCUCCCCUGUUCAUGCUUUGUCUCUCUCUGUCUCAAAAAUAAAUAAACGCUAAAAAAAAAAAAAUACCCUGUCUGGGGGUGCCUGGGUGGUUCAGUCGGUUAAGCAUCUGAGUUCAGCUCAGGUCAUGACCUUGUAGUCCUUAUGUUCAAGCCCCCCAUUGGGCUCUGUGCUGACAGCUCAGAGCCUAGAACCUGCCUCAGACUCUGUGUCUCCCUCUCUGUUUGCCCCUACCCUGCUCACACUCUGUCUCUCUCUCUCAAGAAAAAAAUAAACAUUAAAAAAAUAAAAAGACCUUGUCCGCCGGAACUUCAAAAUAUGAGUUGUAGGCAGGGUACAAUUCAGGACAUAACAGUGUGUGUGCCUGUUUUGUAUCAUUGCUCGUCCCUUGGUUCCAAAAGUUUAGAGAGUACACUGUAACAUUAGCCACUUAUUUCCUAAGAAAUGGGAGGUAUAACUUCAGGGACCUAUUCACUUUGAGAGAAUUCCUUGACUAAGAAAACCCAAAGGCUGUCUAAGACAGUCAGGUGCUAGAAAAGGUUAUUUGUAUUCUGGAUUUCUUAAUCCAGUCUCUGCAAGUAAGGGAGUGCAUGAUGAAAACAAACCCUUUGCCUGUUGGUCCCUAAAUGAGAGCCCAGCAUUCCUUUGGUUGCUGAUUCCAGAUAUGCUUCUGUGGUUGUUCCUUCUUCCAAUCUAACCUCCCGUGCCUGCCUUCUCCGAUGAAGUCACAAGCAAAUAUUUGUGAUGGUUUCUUGUCACCAUGGUGACUAAAGAAGCACAUCUUGGUUCUCCUUCCAGCUUUGUUGUCAGCUUUGCUCGAAGGAAGGGACAGCCCCCUGGGAGAGCCCAGGCUCAGAGUCAUGAAAAACCAUGUGUCAGAGACCAUGGCGAGCCCAGGGAAAGACAAUUAUCGAAUGAAGAGCUAUAAGAACAAUGCCCUAAACCCUGAGGAAAUGAGACGAAGAAGAGAGGAAGAGGGCAUUCAGCUCCGGAAGCAGAAACGGGAACAACAACUUUUUAAACGGAGAAAUGUGGAGCUGAUUAAUGAAGAAGCCGCCAUGUUUGACAAUCUCCUCAUGGACUCCUAUGUGAGCUCUACCACUGGGGAGAGCGUGAUCACACGAGAGAUGGUGGAGAUGCUCUUUUCUGAUGAUUCUGACCUACAGUUAGCAACCACACAGAAAUUCCGGAAACUGCUCUCCAAAGAGCCUAGUCCUCCAAUAGAUGAAGUUAUCAACACUCCAGGAGUGGUGGAUCGGUUUGUAGAGUUUCUGAAGAGGAAUGAGAAUUGUACAUUACAGUUUGAAGCUGCCUGGGCUCUAACGAACAUUGCCUCUGGAACCUCUCAGCAGACCAAGAUUGUCAUUGAAGCAGGGGCCGUCCCCAUUUUUAUAGAGCUGCUUAACUCAGACUUUGAGGAUGUACAGGAACAGGCAGUCUGGGCACUGGGAAACAUAGCUGGAGACAGCUCCGUUUGCCGAGAUUACGUCUUGAACUGUUCCAUCCUUAAUCCUUUGUUAACACUCCUUACGAAGUCCACAAGACUGACAAUGACACGGAAUGCAGUAUGGGCCCUGUCAAACCUCUGCCGAGGAAAGAACCCACCCCCCGAGUUUGCAAAGGUCUCCCCUUGUUUGCCUGUGCUGUCUCGCCUACUCUUCAGCAGUGACUCAGACUUGCUGGCAGAUGCUUGCUGGGCCCUUUCUUAUCUGUCCGAUGGCCCCAAUGAAAAGAUCCAGGCGGUCAUAGACUCUGGAGUCUGCCGAAGAUUGGUAGAGCUUCUAAUGCACAAUGAUUACAAAGUGGCCUCUCCUGCCCUGAGAGCAGUUGGUAACAUCGUCACUGGAGAUGACAUCCAAACCCAGGUCAUUCUUAACUGUUCAGCCCUCCCUUGCCUCCUCCACUUGCUGAGCAGCCCCAAGGAGUCAAUCCGGAAGGAAGCUUGCUGGACCAUUUCAAAUAUCACUGCUGGCAACAGGGCUCAAAUACAGGCUGUCAUAGAUGCAAAUAUCUUCCCUGUGUUGAUCGAAAUCCUUCAGAAAGCAGAGUUCCGUACAAGGAAAGAGGCAGCCUGGGCCAUCACCAAUGCCACAUCAGGAGGAACCCCUGAGCAGAUCAGGUACCUGGUCUCACUGGGCUGCAUCAAACCCCUGUGUGACUUGCUGACUGUGAUGGAUUCGAAGAUUGUGCAGGUGGCCCUCAAUGGGCUGGAGAACAUCCUUCGGCUUGGAGAGCAAGAGGGCAAGCGCAGUGGCUCAGGGGUCAACCCCUACUGUGGCCUCAUCGAGGAAGCCUAUGGCUUGGAUAAAAUUGAGUUUCUCCAGAGCCAUGAGAACCAGGAGAUCUACCAGAAGGCCUUCGACCUCAUUGAGCACUACUUUGGUGUAGAAGAUGAUGACAGCAGCCUGGCCCCCCAGGUGGAUGAGACACAACAGCAGUUCAUCUUCCAGCAGCCUGAGGCCCCCAUGGAGGGCUUCCAGCUAUAAUGUCUGCCUCCGGGGAGGGGAGGGGAUGGGAAGCACCACCAACCAGCGGAAAAGCAGCCCUCUGGUGGGCGGGAAACCAGCCCCCCCAUCAUCAGCCACCAUACACCUCUGCUGCCCUGGAAACUGUGCUCUUGACCUGCUCCGCCCCCUUCCCUGGAGGGAGCACCCUCUGGACAGACAGAACCAUCUGAGGCUCACAUUUGGGUUUUGUGACAAGAAGGGGACGUGUUGGGUUUUCUUCCUUACACUAUAUUUUGGCUGCACAUAUGUCUUUAACCCAGGAGCCCCAGGGGUAGACAAAGGAGGACUGAGGUAAUCAAUUUUGCACCUUUUUUUAAUUUUAUUUUUUCUUUAGUGGUGACUUCCUUCCCUUUUAUCUUCCUUCAUCCUUCCCAGUUCUCUGCCCUGAUCUGUGUAACUCUUAUCUUGGGUACUUGAGCAGAUGGAAUGUUCCAGAGGUGGGGGGUGGGAGGGGAGGGGAGAAAUCCAAAACAAAGUGUUCUUGCUCUGACAGAAUAUUAAUCUUGUAUGCUUGGAUUGAGUUAUUUAAUUUUUUUUUUCUUUUGCACAUUUUUCUUGUAUUAAGAUUGCUCUUUCCAAGAGCCAUGAGUUCCUGGUUUUAGGAAUCCCAGCUGCCAGCAUGGUCUGGGACUAGAGGCUGAGGGGGAGGUCACCAUGAGACAAAGGCCCCUUCCUCCCUCUAACCCCUUUCCAGACCUCUUUAGUUUGGGAGAUCUCCUUCCCUCUCCAGGGGCAAGUACACCAGUGGGAGGGGAGGGGAGGAGCACAGGCCUUCAGAUGGGGCUUCCCAUGUGUCGCUACUGAUCCCAUGUUUCCUACCCACCUUCCUAUGGUGCGACCCAACUUCAUUUGUUUACUUGAAAAAUUCCCCUCGGAGUUGAAUGAACCUCUGAGGUAGCUGUAUUUUCUCCUAAGCACGAGACAGGGGGCUGUGGGUCUUCCUCUCUCCUGAGGAGAAAGUCCUUGCUCUGGUGACCCAUAAGUUGCAGAGGAGGCUGGAGUGAGAGCGUCAUGUAUUGGGAAAGCCAGGGAUCCCUGCCUUUGGCCUUUCUUCUUCCUCUUCCUCUUCCUCUUCCUCUUCCAUAGUUGGAUCAUGUAUAUUUUACUUCCAAAGGAGAGAAUGUCAAAAAGUUCUGUAUUUUUUUAUAUUCUAUAUAUUAGGUAGGUCAAUCUUAAUUGGUCUCAAGAGGAAGAACUGUCUGUAAUUUCUAGAAGUAGGAUACUGUGAGGAAGACCAAAAAGAGAUGGGGAAGCUCCUUUGCUCAGGGAGCCUGAGCUUGGUCCUUUUCCUCUCUGCUUAGGUUCUGGGCCACCAACCUGGGACCAACCCUUAGCGCUGGAACCUUUCCAUAGCAGGUCAGCCUGGUCUGAUUGUCCCAGUACCUGAAGGGAGCAAGGAUGGCCCCAGGGCCCAGUGAAGUCUACCACUCUAGUCCUUACUGCUAAGUGUCCUGCUUAUAUUAGGAAACCCAAAAAGCAGUCUGCCUUCUCAGAUUCAGUCUCAAAGGCCCUGUCCACAUAAGUUAUCACACAUGGCUGCUUCUCCAGUUAUCACAGAACUUAGCAGCCUCCGGACUUUUGUGAGAGUCACUGGUAUCUUUCCUGUUUGGGAAUUCUUGGACCUGGUUUGGGUCUUGCCCUUCCUGGUGACAGUUAUAAUCCUAAUGCCUUUUCUCUUUGAGGAAAGCUAGAGUGAUGCUUCAGUGGCUUGCCUGCGCUUUGGUGGAUUACAGGAUAGUAGAGCCCAGUUGUUGGGGAAAAGGAUGGAGAAAGCUGCUGGCUAAGUGUAGACCAGCUGCGGAGCUGUGGGCACAGUCGGGUCCCUGCACCGAGCUGUAGUUCCCCUUCCCCAGAGACUGUGCCACUCUUGCUCCCGUUCCCACAUAUCCCCCCCGGCUCAGGUUAAACCUAUACCCCUCUGCUUACAGAUCUAAAGUUUAGGUGCUCACUGUCGGCCAUUGGUCUUGAAUUUGCCCUCUCCUUCUAGUGUUGAGAUCCAACUCCAGAACCAUUUUCUAAGGAAGGUGGUUUGGGGCUUGUGGUUGUCACUAAAAAGUCACACCAAUGCUGUUACACUUUAGUGAGUCAGAUGCUAUUCUUCAGCUUAAGAAUGACAACUACCAACCCACAAGUAGGCAAGGGGCAGGACCCUUGUCACUUAGCCAGCUGACUCCAUCAUGAAACUAUUCUCCUACAGUUCAAAGAAAAGCCACCCGCCCCCCGCACGCGCCCCCCAUCCUUAUCCAAAGGGCAAAGCACUUUAGUAGGACCUAUUUUAUACAUCUCAAGCAAUAGUUGAGUCCCUGACAUUGGGGCCAGAUUUUUCUUGUGAGACAUACACAUCCUGCUUUUCCCAACUGCGCCUCUAAAAUCUUACACUUCAGAUCUGGGACCUGUACCAGAUGGAAGAUUCUCUUUUGAUCUUCUGGCUGCUGCUUAAAGCCAGUUUUCUCCAAGGACUUCAAAGGUGAAGUCUCCCAGGGCACAACAUGAGGACAGAUUUCUCAUCAGAUAAAGUGGCCUCUAGGAGCUUUCCUUUGUUGGUGUCUUCCUCAGACCAUAUUUUCCCAUUAUUUCCCUCUAACCUACCCUUUCAGCCAGCAGGUAAGAUUCUUCCAGCCCACAGGGGCAGUAAUACCACCUUCUCUGUCUCCUCCUCUCCUUUGGCCCUCUUGGGAAGCAAAACAUUAUUUCUGUGGCCCAGCCUUGACAGCCACUCUUUGUGGGCAGCCCCCACUUGGACUCUAGACCCUGGCCUUGGUGAAGUCGAAGGCCACUUUUUGGUGGAUUUCUGAAUGGAUGUUGUAGGGAUGAAGGGGCUCCCCAGCCUGUCGUAGGGAAUAGCCUGAAAAGACCUGUUUUUAGAAUCUCCCUAUGUUGGCACAUGGCUGGUCUAUCCAUUUUAAGAUCUCUGGUGGAGGUGGAGGUAUCUAGGUGUGGAUUAGAGGACAAGGAGCCGCCUUCUUAGCUCAAGUGUUCUAGUACUGUUUGGAACAGUGCCAGCUUUUCUUUAUUGCCAGCCCCUCUGGUUAUCCAACCCCCUACAUCUUCUCUAGUACUAAUAAAGUCUCUAGUCUCAGAAACCUGCCUUCAGUUCUGAGCUAUCCCCAGUGACUGACUGCCUCACCUUGGUGUUGGCUACAGCCUUCCGGUAGAACCACAUGGGUUCCACUUUCAGCUGGCCAGCCUAGUUACUUGGGGCACUGUGUACAAAUGACCCUUCGGAGGAGCAAGCAUUGAUGACCUCAGCUUUCAGGAACCCUUGCUGUCCGCUCCCCCCACCCCCACCCCUUACCUAGAACCCUUAGACCUACUCCUACUCUUUGCCCUGGAAGCCACUUUCCCGGAGCCCUGUUUUUUGGAGCUAAACUGCACAGAUUAUAGCUGCUACUGUACUUGGUCAAGGAAGAGCAAAAGAAGGCUCUCAGGCACACUCUAUUUCUCUCAAGCCACACCAGUUUAAAAUGAAAACCGUCUUAGCAGAAUGAACUGCUGGAUUUCCAUUUUCUCAUGUCUACUACCUGCCUUUCCUCUACAUCCUAGAGUUACCCAUUCUAGCAGACUAGAAGGGAAGGAGAUGAACACCUAACAGUACUUACUCCUCUUCCCACAGUGUCCUUUGGAGGCCUCAGCUCAUUUGUUCUGGCCACAUCUCCUCCCUGAGACUCAUUCAGCUUGGUAUCCAUCAUCUCUGACUCCUCAGUAGAUUCAUCUUGUGAGCUCAGAUUCUGGAGUUUGAGUUGAAGGCAGGGAGCUGUAAGGAGAACAGGCUGGCUGGAGGCCUCAGGACUGUGUGUGCCUCCCUGGAAGAGGGAAGGGUGCAAGGCUCAGUGUGCUGAACCAUAGGAAGUGUUCAUAACCAGCAGCAACAUCUUCCAGGUAGGACUAUCCUAGAAGCGAGUGCGUGAGACUUGAGAAUUUGCUCAGAGUAGGUUUCUUCCACAGCCGUUUAGGAUUUCACAUUGUAGACCAAUCUUGUCCAGUAUUUUUUCUGUUUUAACUUUUGAAUUCUUUUGUUAAGCCAGCAAGCUGACAAUUUGGCCCUGCGGGGAUCCAUGUGGUAGACACUAGCUGCUCUUUGGCCAAGGCCUUCAUAAAUGAUUCAGUCAUCCCACUGUCUACCCCCUAGCCCCACCCCCACACUAAGACCACGAUAAGGGAAGAAUUUGAAGUCCAUACCAAUCAAGUCUGUGAAUUAAAGCUGUUAUUUUUCCUCUGAGAUGGCAUUUUGCAUCAGGCCUGGGGUAUGUGUAGAACCAAAACUAGGUGUGGGAGUCAGCAUUAACUUUUGGGUUGGGCCCAGAGCAUCCAGGAAAAGGUUUGUGUAGUGUGUUACAGAGGUCUCCAGUGGGUCUGGGCCUACUGUGCUACUUCUGGGCCAGCCUGACUGCUGAUGUUCACAUUAGCACAUACCUGAACGGCCAGACUUGCUCCCCUGUGUAGGUUAGAUUUUCAGCCCUUGGGUUUGGGGAGAGAGAACUCUGCCAUGCCUUGGGGGCAGUGAAGGAAGUCAAAGCUCAGAUCCAGAGACUGGCUGGGAACCUCCGACUCAGGAUGUCUUUAAUGAGUCCACCUCUACAAGAACUCUCAGGCCCUGGAGCUAGGUACUGUCUCUUUCAGCCAGCUUCUGUGGGAACUGUCUGACUGAACCACUGAAGAAGCAUGGGGGGUGGGAAGGCGGUAUGAGGUCCCAGCCACCCAAGACAGACUGGAUGUCCUUCAAAAACAGCUUGGGUUCCCAGCUAAAGACCCUAGGAAGCUGAAUCAAAACUUUUUCCUCACUGGUUUAUUCUUUCCAAAUUCAUUUGCUUUUAGUUUUCCAAAAACUAUAAACUCUGGCUGUUUUCCAUGUUCUCAGGGCCCCUGGGUAGACAGACAAAGCUUGAUGAUUUCAGAGCAGACAUAGGCCAAGAAGCCGUGGCAUUGAGUGUGCUGAGUCCAGACAAAUGAUAUUUAUAUACACAUCCAAAUUUGAAGAGAAAAUGUAUUUCUUUAGGUUUCAAACACUGUACUAGAUAUAAAGCAAAAAUAAAAACCUGUUGCAAAGUUCUAAA
Panthera uncia (snow leopard) is the source of this 7994-nucleotide messenger RNA. It is a transcript of the gene KPNA6, whose product is annotated as karyopherin subunit alpha 6. Bases 1294 to 2919 code for a protein of 541 amino acids. Gene Ontology annotation, biological process: NLS-bearing protein import into nucleus. The record is from RefSeq and is a predicted model, not a curated record. The transcript has 14 exons. Lineage: Eukaryota; Metazoa; Chordata; Mammalia; Carnivora; Felidae. Gene Ontology annotation, cellular component: cytoplasm; nucleus; nucleoplasm. Gene Ontology annotation, molecular function: nuclear import signal receptor activity; protein binding.